Messenger RNA from Penicillium oxalicum, 792 nucleotides. RefSeq names its product pyridoxamine 5'-phosphate oxidase family protein. The coding region runs from base 1 to 792 and encodes 263 amino acids. Lineage: Eukaryota; Fungi; Ascomycota; Eurotiomycetes; Eurotiales; Aspergillaceae. The record is from RefSeq and is a predicted model, not a curated record. The transcript is spliced from 2 exons.
AUGGGUCGAACAUUAGCCUACCCCAAGCGGGUUUCCAAUACUGCCAAUCGGUACAAGCAUCGCGCAACCUAUGAUCUCGGGCCAAUACACUCAAUCAUCAACAACUCACAAGUGCUGCAUGUAUCAUUCAAUCCUGGACCCGAUGAUCCAUUCCCAGCCAUUCUCCCCAUGAUUGGCCAGAUGGGAUCCUACGAGUUUCCUUCUGCAGGCAUUGACGAGCCCUUGGACUGCUACCUCCAUGGAUAUGUUAGCUCGCGCAUCAUGAACCUGGCUCGGAGCUCCGAGAGUGAAGGUUUGCCGAUCUGUGUGGCGGCCACCAAAGUCGACGGCCUGGUAUUGUCUCUUACCCCCAACUCACACAGCUACAACUAUCGUUCCGCCAUUCUGCACGGGUACGCCAACCUGGUCACUGACGAGGAGGAGAAAGUCUGGGCAAUGAAGCUCAUCACCAACUCUGUCAUCGCCGAUCGUUGGGACAACACACGCGUGCCACCAGAUCGUGCGGAAAUGCAAUCGACCGUCAUCUUAAAGGUCAAGGUGGUCGAUGGCAGUGGGAAGAUUCGUGAUGGAGGUGUCUCAGAUGAACGAAAGGACUCUGGCAGCGAGGAGAUCACAAGUCGCGUCUGGACCGGCGUGAUUCCUGUCUGGGAGACGUUCGGUCAGCCUGUUCCCAGUGGUGAAGGCAAAAUGGAUGAGGUCCCGGAGCACGUCGCUGCGUUUAUCGCAUCGAAGAAUGCGCGAAAUCGUGCAGAGGCCGAGUCGGCCGUCAAAGUGACGCCUCCUGGGAAAUAG